AUGGUGCUAGCGGCUAUUCGGGUUUUGGUGUGCGGAGCGGAGUUCCAUCGGGUAGAGUCGGCACUUGGGGGCUAUGUAGAGAACACAAACUUUGCAUGGAAUCGCCGUUACGAAAUAUCUUGUGCUGCUUCGACGGGGGUGCAUGAGGUGGACGGUCGGCUACUUUCCAUGUGCCACCUUGUGGUGCUCACGAGGGGCGCCAGCUCUCCGUUGGAUGCUGCAAGCUAUCUUAGCAAGCCCACCGUCGCACUGGAGGACGCCCCAGAGAGCGCGGUGGCCAUGCUGAAGGGCUGUGACUUCUACUACGGUGUGCACCCCCUGGAGAAGCUGCGUUCGGCAGCUGUGGAUAUAGGCCUUUCCCCACCACACGUUAUUUGGGACGCCGCGUUACGCAUGUUUACAACAAACGGUGCAUUGUGCCUCCGUCGCGCCUUUUGGCUUCUUGACAAGGAUGGGGACGGGGUACUAGAUGAGGAGGAAAUAAUUUUAUGGCAGCGUUCCGUGAAAUCCGCGUGCUUUUCAAAAAGUGACGUUGGUGAAUGGCUUGCUAGUUGUUCACUGAAGGACUCCUCCAUCAAGGCGGUAGAUUCUGACGCCUUUAUGAAGCUGCAGGAAGACUACUUACUGAACGGUGACGCGAAGCAAGUGUGGGCAACGCUUAAUGUGACAGGGGUUUACCCUGAUGGACUGCCGUAUUCGUGGAGAGACCUGCAUGCGGUGCGUGUGAGUAAAGAGAGCAACACAUACCUUUCUCACACCGCCAUUCAGUUCUUUCGAAAUUUGUACAAACUUCGUCGGUUUCACGAUCUUGACAAUAUGUGGGAUUUCACUCCAGGGUGCCCGUGGAGGCACGUGCAUGGGUUUCUUAAGACACAAAUCCCACUGGAUAAGUUUAUCGAGUACUGGAAAUACUUGGCGCUGACAAACCGCAGCCUGGUGGCGCAGUAUGCCAGAUAUUGGGGCUAUAAAGGGGACACAGGCCUUCUAUUUUUGUUACGGCACGCACGCCAAUAUCGUGAAUUGGGUGAGGCGGUACCUAAUACAAUCCAGGCCCUUGUGGUUGGUUCCCCUGGGUGCGGACGAAGGAGUCUCACCUUUACACUUACCGCAUUGGAUGAGGAGAUGUUCAACGACGGCGUGGAUGCAUCGCAGGAAAUGUACAUUAGAACCACAACUUUUCCUGUAAGGCAUGGCGAAGGAGACACACUUCAAACGGUAGUGUACACCACCGCACCCAUUGAACACCUCAUGAAGGUACUAGGCGACGACACGCUGGAAAAGCAGCUGGACGUGGUGCUUCUCUGUUACGAUGGAACACGUGUGGAAGAAACUACACCGCCCAUUAUGCGUGCGUACCUAGAUGCUAAGGCGUCACCACUGCGGUGCCGUAAUUUGCCGUUUGUGGUUGUCAUGACAAAAGCGGAGGCUUCUGCCUCAGCGGAGACCCCCAGUGAGGGAGCCAAGGCGAUGGAGCGCUUUUGUCGCGAGCACCAGUUGCUCUGGCCUCCUGUUGUAACGAGCGUAGAAGCUCCUGACGAAUCUGAAAUUGUUGCCCUUAAUGAAUACAUGUAUGCCGUCGCCAGGGAACCCGAGAUUGCUGUGGGAAAUCCACCUCUAACUCCCCUGCGUAUAUUAAGACGCGUCGCAAUUGUCACGAUUUUCACACUUGCCGUAGGAAGUGUCACGCGCCUGGUCAUUCGACGACUCCGUGGAAGGCGUCAGUAG
Molecule: messenger RNA, 1725 nt
Organism: Trypanosoma conorhini
Lineage: Eukaryota; Euglenozoa; Kinetoplastea; Trypanosomatida; Trypanosomatidae
Product: Ras like protein family, member T1
Exons: 1
Coding region: 1-1725 (574 amino acids)
Molecular function (GO): calcium ion binding
Source: RefSeq, a predicted model, not a curated record